AUGGGAGGAGAAGCAGUGGGGAGCCAGCGCCGAGAAGCAGCCUAUAAUGCGGACUCUCCUCUUGGAGCCUAUAAUGCGGACUCUCUUGCAGCCUAUAAUGCGGACUCUCUUCUUGCAGCCUAUAAUGCGGACUCUCUUCUUGCAGCCUAUAAUGCGGACUCUCAUCAUGCAGCCUAUAAUGCGGACUCUCAUCAUGCAGCCUAUAAUGCGGACUCUCCUCCUGCAGCCUACAAUGCGGACUCUCCUCCUGCAGCCUAUAAUGCGGACUCUCCUCCUGCAGCCUACAAUGCGGACUCUCCUCCUGCAGCCUAUAAUGCGGACUCUCCUCUUGCAGCCUAUAAUGCGGACUCUCCUCUUGCAGCCUAUAAUGCGGACUCUCCUCUUGCAGCCUAUAAUGCGGACUCUCCUCUUGGAGCCUAUAAUGCGGACUCUCUUCUUGCAGCCUAUAAUGCGGACUCUCUUCUUGCAGCCUAUAAUGCGGACUCUCUUCUUGCAGCCUAUAAUGCGGACUCUCAUCAUGCAGCCUAUAAUGCGGACUCUCAUCAUGCAGCCUAUAAUGCGGACUCUCCUCCUGCAGCCUACAAUGCGGACUCUCCUCCUGCAGCCUACAAUGCGGACUCUCCUCCUGCAGCCUACAAUGCGGACUCUCCUCCUGCAGCCUACAAUGCGGACUCUCCUCCUGCAGCCUACAAUGCGGACUCUCCUCCUGCAGCCUACAAUGCGGACUCUCCUCCUGCAGCCUACAAUGCGGACUCUCCUCCUGCAGCCUACAAUGCGGACUCUCCUCCUGCAGCCUAUAAUGCGGACUCUCCUCUUGGAGCCUCAUUGCUCUGA
Molecule: messenger RNA, 834 nt
Organism: Bufo gargarizans (Asiatic toad)
Lineage: Eukaryota; Metazoa; Chordata; Amphibia; Anura; Bufonidae
Product: extensin-2-like
Exons: 2
Coding region: 1-834 (277 amino acids)
Source: RefSeq, a predicted model, not a curated record